Messenger RNA from Folsomia candida, 4380 nucleotides. RefSeq lists its product as uncharacterized. The record is from RefSeq and is a predicted model, not a curated record. Lineage: Eukaryota; Metazoa; Arthropoda; Collembola; Entomobryomorpha; Isotomidae. Bases 1017 to 2138 code for a protein of 373 amino acids. Gene Ontology annotation, molecular function: ATP binding; hydrolase activity; DNA binding. The transcript is spliced from 2 exons.
GACUAUAUUUGCAAGAUAGGCAAGACCACUUUGCUGGAUGACUCAAUUUCCAGAUGGUUUAGUUUAGUUUAAAAUUUUGGGACAGGAGCAUUUCGAGGUCUUUUAAGACAUGGUUUUACUGGCACAAUGGACCAGCCGCUAGGGACAAAUCAAACUGUUACUGUUGAACCAGAGGAAUCUUGCCGAGCUAUACAAGAUCAACCAGCAGACCUUAGCCAAACCAUUCAACUUCACCCAAUCGACCCCAGUCACACUAUCCAAGUUCAACCACCACCAAUUUACCAACCAACCCAGAUUCAACCACCACAAAUUUACCAACCAACUCAAAUUCAACCAGUCAACAUAGACAAAGCUAUUCAAAUUCAGCCAACAGAUAUCGACCUUGCUAUUCAAGUUCAGCCACCAUCAAUUUCCCAACCAACUCAAAUUCAACCAGUCAACAUAAACGAAUCUAUAGACAUUCAACCAACAGAUAUUGAUCUUGCAAUUCAAGUUCAGCAAGCAGACACAAACCAAGCUACUCAAGCACUUGAUGCGUCAGAAGCCACAGAACUUUACCAGGGAGUCAGCUAGGAAAGUUUAGAAAAUAUACUUAACGCAUGGUCAUAAUUUUGAAAUAAACAGGAAAUAUUAAUUCACCUUUCUGAAAAUUUGUCUAUGUUUUUUUUGGAUUGUCAUCAGAUCGAAAUUAAUACUGUCAACGAUCAAUGCGAUAUAGUAAAUGAUUCAUUUGCAGAGAAAUAUCCGGAGGCCUUGAUUCAUUACGUAACGAUGUGGCCAAUCUAUCUAGAAAAAAAUCACGUUUUGAGAAGUUCCAUGAUAGAAUUACUGAAACCCUCCAACAAGAACUGGCUAAAAUUAAGAACCCCAAAGCCAAUCAGGGAACGGCCCUUCAUCAAUACCAAAUCGAGGCUGUCUUAAAGACAGCCAAACAUUUCCGCAAACAAACUAAGUCCGAGGGUUAUAUACGUACUGCUGCUCUCAUCGUUGCACCACCAGGCUCAGGCAAGUCAGGUAUGGUGGCUCUGCUUCCGUAUGUUCUCAAAUCACAUAAGGUCUUGAUACUCACACCUUCGAAGAUAAUAUCCACCCAGCUGGCUGCCGACUUUGGCCUAAAAGUUAAUGAAAAAUUCGCCCCGUUUCUUCGAAAAUCCGGCAUGUUCCUCGAGGACCAAGGUCUCACAGAGUUCCUUGAACCUGUAGAAGUCUGUGACCUUCAAUCUGUGACCUUCAAUCAGGAUAAGGGUUUCCAUAGCCUUGGAAAUUGCAAGCUUGUAAUUUCUAAUGCUCAGGUAUUCGCAGGAAAAUCAAGAAAUAGCUUAACCUCGUUAAAGUCGAAAGACAAAACUAAGCAGCUUUUGGAAGAGUUUGACACAGUUAUCGUGGACGAGGCCCACCAUUGCACUGCCGCUACCUGGAAAAAUGUCAUCGAUUGUUUUGACGGGAAGAAAAUAGUUUUUCUUACAGCAACCCCGUUCCAGGAUAAUGAACCGUUGGUAGAAAUUUUGCAAGGAACAUUAGACAAAGUGUUUGAAAUUAAACGCGAAGAGCUCGAGGGUUUUACCAUACGGAAGUGCAGCUUUGAAAUGAAGCAGAUGCUUCACAAACCAUUCAGCGGUCUCGAAUUCUUCGAAGCUCUUCGCGCAGAUAUCGAGGAGGCCCUGGCCAGGCACGUAGGGCAGGAAAGGAGGCUUGUUAAAGAAGACGCACCACAGGCCAUGAUUCUCGUCACUACCCAGGAAGAGGCUAUAGAUACAGCUGAGGGUUUGGGGCCUGAUGCAACCUACGUGAUAUCUACACGAGAAGGCGACGAAAACUUAAAACUAUUUGAUGAACAUAAAAAGAAAAUUGUUGUCGUUUGCGGAAUGCUUCGAGAAGGAUAUGACAAUGCUCGUGUCACGCUCGUGGUCUUUCUCCGCAAUUGCAAGUCGCGCGUUUUGUUCGAACAGUUCUGUGGACGUUGUAUUCGAAUGAAUCGUACUUUGGCAAAUGCAUUAAGGUCAGAAAAAGGUACUGAUAAAGCUAUUGGUACUGUGCUCACUUAUAAUUGCUAUCCACACCUUAAAGUGCUCUGGGAAGAGAGAGAGAGGGCAGUAGCCGACGAGAGUGCAAAUGAAGAAAAUGGAGACGAUGAGUAGACGGUUAGUUCAUUGAAUUUUGGUAAUUAGCCUAUGGUUUUAUGGUACGUUUUUUUUAAAAUUAGAACUAUUUUUUCGUGAUUAAAACUCAACACAUGAAAAAUUCAAAUUACUACUGCUCGGUCGAUUUUUGAAGGAUUUCAAAAAUUUAAACGGUUCUGGAAACUUUGAAGUUCACAGUUUCCAGAAGAACCUUUGGAACCUAUUAUGUUGCUAAUUGCCCCAUAGGAUUUUUCAAAUUAGUGGUUUUUAAUAGCACACAUCCUAAAGAAUAAAUGCACAAGUUGUCUUAUAAUUAUUGCAAACAGUUAUAUAGAUAAGUCCAUUUUUACGAAAAUCCAGGGUGUAUGAUGAAUUCUUUUACAUACUGUACGUGAAUGUUGUGGGCAAGAUGUUUGUGGUGGUGAUGAUGAUGAUGAGAGAGAGAUGGAAAUGAGAUGAUGAAGUUGACGUGGGGUGACCUCACGUAGAAUAGAAAGAGCUUUAGAUAGAUAUGUAACUCGAUCGAACUUUCAUACACCAAAGUAACGUAACCCUAGGUUACGGAUUAGCUUCUAUUUCAAGCGUUGAACCCUUGUAUGUAUCAAAUCACAUAGACAGAGUAAUAAAUUGUAUAAAAUUCACAUGUACAGAGGGAAUAAAGUAUGUACCCAUUGAUAUUUAAGUACACAUUUACAUAUAUAUAAAUGUGUUUUAAACUCGUUCUAAAACCUGAUGCUUUUUUAACAUUCACUAGUAUUUUUUAUUGGAUACGGCAAGGAAAUUGGAGGAAAUAUAGCUAUCGCGUCACGGUGCACGAUUUUUGUUACACUAACAUGAAUAUUUCUAGAAGAACAGUUUGAAGUACUAAAAUCGUGAACUUUGCAAAAUUAAAAAUUUGAAACAUAAAACAGCAUAUAAAUGGCGUAUGCAUGCUCAUGUUCAAAUCAAAAAGAUUUUCUGUUAUAAAAUAUGUUAUGUAAUAGCACCUUGUAUGUAGAUGACGCCGUAGUUGCGUAAUAUGAAACAAUUUUUUGUUGCGAGACAACUUGGGCCUAAUAUAUAUUGAGCCAAUUGGUUUUUUCAAUUAAAAUGAUUACGCGAAUUGCUAUCUUCUCCAGAUAAGGAAACAAUUUUAAGUAAUGUGUGCAUGACCUCAGGUAGAUAAAUAUUACAGACUAGGCAAUAGCCCGUGUAAAACACGGGAUCCGUUUUAUUUCUUCGGAUUGGUUACUGUUCUGCGAUCGGAUCAAGAUCAGAGCGCGAUAGGAUGUAUGGAUGUGUGAUAGGUUUUUGCCCUUGUCGAUCACGGGACACGAACGAAUACUCAUUCGUCAGAUCGCGUUCUGAUCGCAAAUCCGAGGACUCCUUAUUCUUAAAAAAAUCUUACGUUGCCCCAUGAAAUCUCGCCCCCCCCCUCCCCCAAUCUCACGUUGCCCCAUAUAAUAUCAAGUUGCAAAAUUCAACUAUUGAUUUAUCCGAACGCGUUCCGAUCGUGAUCUGAUCGCAAAACAACGUGCCAGGAGACCUAAAACUUAGAUAAAUUAACGGUGGAUACAAAACUGUACCGAUGUUCUCUAUUCUAUAUGUAUCCGCAAACUAACAUUAAAUCCACUGGAAUAUCUGUGCUGAAAAUGCUUCCUCUAUCUUUGAAUGCUAUCGUUGUCUAAUACAUUGAAGGGAUGCGUUACCGAGGGACAAACAAACAGACAGAGAAUGGGCUAGUCUUAUAUAGAAUUCAGCCGGCCAUGAUUUAUUGCAAAGCUGUACAUUUAAUUAGUAAAAUUACUCAUCUACGUGUUAAUCUGCGUUCAUGCUAGAGUGGAGUCGUUAUCCAAAUUCUUAAUAACAUGUACAACAGAAACCCGGCCGGCUGAUUCGGUUCGGAGAAGCUAAGUCAGCCAAGGUUCCGGUUAGGUUAGAUUUUUAGUUAUUUAUUUCAUUACUUUGGGGAUAAUUUGGAUGUCUAUUUUUAUUUUUUUAGGCUUCGGAUUCGGUACGGACAGAUAUUAUAUGACAUGCUUUUAGUGUGGGACAAUUACUUUACAUAUUUAAACCGUAGAAUAGUAAGGCAUUGUAUUGAAUACAGUAUGCAUACAUAUAUAAAACUGUCAUGCUGUUUCAAAGGUAAAUAUUAAAUUCUUUAUUCAAAAUUUGCAUCGAUAAGGCAAUCUCACGUUUCCCGCACGUAAAAGUCGCAAUGCAUGUAUUUUAAUGUUAUGGAAUUAUAUUAAAAGUAAGUAACAUAUGAAACCGAACCAAA